Messenger RNA from Astrephomene gubernaculifera, 918 nucleotides. The record is from the annotation of a GenBank genome assembly. NCBI's taxonomy places the organism in Eukaryota, Viridiplantae, Chlorophyta, Chlorophyceae, Chlamydomonadales, Astrephomenaceae.
GAAGGAGGGAUUGCAAGCACCAGGACAGACAGCAGCAGCAGCAGCAGCAGCGGCAAGAGCAGUUCUGGCGACAGUGAUGAUGACAGCGACAGGAGUAGCGGCAAAAGUGGCAGCAGCGAUAGGAGCGAUGCGAGCGGCAGUAGCGACAGCGGCGACACCGGGAGCUACAGAAGCGAUGAAAGAGGCCACCGCGGCGAUGGAAGCAGGGGCGGAGGGUUCUCGCCUGCGGGAAAGGCGGCCAAGCGCAAGCUGGUCUGCGUCGAGGAAGGAAAGGAUCGCCAGAAGAAGGUUUGCCGCGAUGGCAUCAGUGACCGCAAGGCUGCCAUGGAGCUUGGGACGCAGCAUGAGGAGGUAGCACCAACGGGCCGCUCCAAGCGUGCACGACAGCCGUCCAGGAAGGCCAUGGAGCAGGCGGAGACCGAGGAGUAUCAGCGGGAGCAAGUGAAGAAGCACAAGACGUCUGCACCUUCGCAACCGGUUUCCGGCACCAACAUAAUGGACAAGUUGGCGGUGGACAAGAAGGCCUUCGGACUCGUCGUCAAGUCCUUUACGGCGGAGGACAAGGCUGACAAGGGCAAGGGCGGACGUGUGGGCAACGGGAUCAGCAAGGGCAGCAGCCGCAAAGACGACGGCAACAGGGGCACCAAGAGCUGCAGCAAGGGCAAGGGAAGGAAGUGACGGCUGAAAGAAAGGCCAGUUCUGCAGGUGUGCAGACUGUUUCAUCCGGUUGGGCGCAUUUUGAUCGGUAUGUGCUUCGGAGAGAGAGAACUUCAUAGGAGAGGAAGCAAGUUAAGACGAAGGGAGAAGAUUUCAUAGGAGAGAGGAAGCAAUAUAAGGUAUUACAUCAGUAGGGGUGUAUUCAAUUGAGGCACAGAUCUUGUUUUAUUUGAUUUAUUUGAUAGUUAUGACUAGUGUGAG